Messenger RNA from Miscanthus lutarioriparius, 1179 nucleotides. Lineage: Eukaryota; Viridiplantae; Streptophyta; Magnoliopsida; Poales; Poaceae. The record is from the annotation of a GenBank genome assembly.
AUGAAGACUGAAGUAAUCACCACCAUGAUCGCCUUGGUCUUCUUCGUGCAUUUCGCUACCACCAUCAGCCCUAACACACAACCCUCAUGGCUCUUCUCUCUCCUGUCACUCUCCCUGGCUGUGGCGGCGGUCACAGUGCCGUUCAUGGUCACCACCACCCGCCAUACGCGUAGGAUUGUCGGAGCUGCCGCCAUCAUCCCGGGGCCACGAGGGUGGCCGCUGGCGCGUCGCCGACCAGAUGGAGAGGUCCGGGGAGGUGGCCAUGAGAGCCUUGCUCCAGAGAGCCUCCCUAGAGAGCAUGGCGGGCAGCGUGUGGGCCUCGAGGGUGCCGCUGUUAGUGAGGAGCUAGGUGAGAUGGUGAGGGAAGGGUAUGAGCUCGUGGGCACGUUCAACCUAGGAGACCACUACUACAAGACACCAUGGGGCCUGAUGGUGGACCUCUGGGGGCUGGGGCCCCUGUGCGGGGGGUUGGCUGCUAGGGUUAGAGGGUAUUUUGGGAAGAUCAUUGAGGAGAGGAGGGUGGCAGGGGACUGCCACGAUAGGGACGACCUGCUCAGCUACAUGUUUUCAUUGCCAGAGGAGGAGAAGUUGGAGGACUCUGAUGUGAUUGCUGUGCUAUGGGAGAUGAUCUUCCGUGGCGUGGACGUCGUGGCGAUACUCCUGGAGUGGGCCAUGGCCCGCAUGUCGCUGCACCCAGACAUCCAAUCCAAGGCCCACGAGGAGAUGGACGCAGCGGUGGGCCUCCGUCGUCCCGUCACCGACUCCGACGUCCCCAACCUUCCCCUCCUCCAAUGGAUCCUCAAGGAGACGCUCCGGAUGCACCCGCCGGGCCCGCUCCUCUCCUGGGCGCGCCUGGCGGUGCAGGACGCGCAGGUGGGCAAGCACGUGGUGCCGGCGGGGACGACGGCCAUGGUGAACGUGUGGGCCAUCUCGCACGACGAGGCCAUCUGGGGAGACCCCUGGGUGUUCCGGUCGGAGAGGGUGUGCCCUGGGCGCAUGAUGGGCCUCGCCACCGCGCAGCUCUGGCUGGGACGCCUCCUGAAGGAGUACAGGUGGCUGCCACCGCCGGCCAAUAAGCCCGUCAAGCUCGCCGAGUGCCUCCGCCUGUCCAUGGAGAUGAAGAAGCCCCUCGUCUGCCGCGCGGUUCCUCGUCGUCGCGGAGGACCUGCUGCUGCUUGA